This is a messenger RNA of Cloeon dipterum, 1578 nucleotides long. RefSeq names its product RCC1 and BTB domain-containing protein 1-like. Gene Ontology annotation, molecular function: protein binding. Lineage: Eukaryota; Metazoa; Arthropoda; Insecta; Ephemeroptera; Baetidae. Bases 417 to 1523 code for a protein of 368 amino acids. The transcript is spliced from 8 exons. The record is from RefSeq and is a predicted model, not a curated record.
UAAAAGGUUUUACUCAUUUUGUGUAGUAUAAAUUCUAUUUACAAAUUUUCUACCACAAGAUCUGGAACAUAGCGGUUCUGGAAACACGCCAAGCCUAUUUGCAGUCACCGCUAGUGGCUCUGUCUUCGCUUGGGGCAAGAAUGAGUGCGGCCAGCUAGGACUGGGAAUAAAACAAGACACAUUCUUGUUUCCAUCAAAAAUAUCGGGCAACUUAAAAGGCAGCAGAGUUGUGCAAGUCGCAUGCGGCCUUGAACAUACUUUGCUUCUCACGUCAGACGGAGUGGUCAUUAAACUCGAAUUAAAUCUUACUGAAUGUACUAAUCGGUUCGGAGAUACCUUAGGUCUACGCUUCCGGGAGAAACACAUCCCGGCAAUUGGGUAUUGGAAAUCGAAAUGGCAAAAACAAAUAUGCUCUGAUGAAAGUAGGAGGCCCGCUAAAUGGUAAAUUUGUGACUGCCAUUGCGUGUAAAAUGCACGCGUCUAUAGCACUGCUCGAUUCGGGAGAGGUCUUCGCAUGGGGAGAUAACAGUGACGACAUUUUGGGUCUGGGUCCUUUAGAAGAGAUGAGGAUUAGCAUUCCGUGCAAAGUGCCUGGUUUGGAAGAAAUAUCAAAAAUUGUGUGUGGGCCAAGGCACGCAAUGGCUCUGUCCCGAGAUGGAAAACUCUUUUCUUGGGGAAGUAACUUCGACGGUGAAGUUGGCACUGGACCCACUUUCGAACUAAUCACCCGCCCGACCUUGAUUGCAGAGAACAUUGGAAGGAUUAAGGAUGUUGCUGCUUCUAAUUACUACGAGAAAAAACCUUGUGCUGCAAUUACUGAGACGGAUGUGGUUUUCAUGUGGGGCCAAUGCAGAGAUGCAAUUAUAAGGAGUCCUACAAAAACCACAUUUUCAUCUCUGGACGAAGUUUUUGCAAAAGUCCCAACGCAAGCAGCCACAUGCCGAGCCUUGCGUCCUGAACAGAAACAGACCUGCUCAUCUGUAAAUGCUUGGUUAAACCACUUUUUCGACGACACCGAGUCCGCUGACUUUGUAUUUUCUGUCGAGGGAAAGAAGAUACACGUUCAUAAACUGAUUCUUUCAAUGCGAUGUGCCUACUUCAGGAGCAUGUACAAAGGCAGUUGGAAGGAGAGUAGCACAAGCGAGCAAACAAUCAACGAAUACAGCUUCACUGCGUUCUAUAACUUCUUGAAAUUUUUCUACUACGACAAAAUUGACUUGCAGCCAGGCUCCUUGGCAAUAUUCGAGUUGGUUCGUUUGGCCAAUUUCUAUCAAAUGGAGGAACUGCAAGAGAUCUGCGAAAAAUUCAUGAAAAGCAACACGUCGGUCGGCCACGCAGCUUUGAUUUACGAAACGGCUGUGCAAUACGGUUUCAAGGAACUUGAAGAGUUCAGCUUCAGUUUUUGCAUGAAACACUUUUCUGAGGUGGCCAAAACUGACGCUUUCAACAACCUUCAGGAGGAUAUUGCAAAGAAAUUUCUUCUGCGAGCUGCCUAUUUGGGAGCGUUGGCGUAUAGCAGUUAAUCCAAAUAUCUGAUUUCACAAAAGAUAUUGUCUUCAUACUAUACACAUUUCUCUU